Kwoniella botswanensis is the source of this 1503-nucleotide messenger RNA. RefSeq names its product hydroxymethylglutaryl-CoA synthase. Gene Ontology annotation, molecular function: hydroxymethylglutaryl-CoA synthase activity. Gene Ontology annotation, biological process: acetyl-CoA metabolic process; ergosterol biosynthetic process. The transcript has 10 exons. The record is from RefSeq and is a predicted model, not a curated record. Bases 1 to 1503 code for a protein of 500 amino acids. NCBI's taxonomy places the organism in Eukaryota, Fungi, Basidiomycota, Tremellomycetes, Tremellales, Cryptococcaceae.
AUGUCAGAAUUCGAUAUCCCAGCUAGACCUUCCAACGUCGGUAUCCUCGGUUUGGAGAUGUACUUCCCUAAGAGAUGUAUCUCAGAAGAUGCUCUCGAGGACUUUGACGGUGUGUCCAAAGGGAAAUAUACCAUUGGUUUAGGUCAAAAGUACAUGGCUUUCACCGAUGACAAAGAGGAUAUCAACUCGGUCGCUCUUACUGUCGUAUCAUCCCUUCUCAAGAAGUACAACGUCGAUCCCCUUUCCAUCGGUCGACUGGACGUCGGUACCGAAACCCUCAUCGAUAAAUCCAAAGCUACCAAGACAAUCCUUAUGAACCUCUUUGCCCCAUCUGGAAAUACCGAUAUCGAAGGUAUCGACUCCAAGAACGCCUGUUAUGGAUCGACCGCAGCCUUGUUCAACGUCAUCAACUGGAUUCAAUCUGAAUCUUGGGAUGGAAGGAAUGCUAUUGUCAUGUGUGGUGAUAUUGCGAUCUACAAGGAAGGUUCCGCUAGACCCGUUGGUGGUAUGGGUGCUUGCGCCAUGUUGAUUGGACCAAAUGCUCCGUUGGUGAUCGAGCCCGUCCACGGUACCCACAUCGCCAACACUUGGGAUUUCUACAAACCUGAUCUUUCAGCUGAAUACCCCACCGUGGACGGACCAUGGACCAUCGCCGCCUACCUUGGAGCCCUCGAUGCCGCUUACUCUACAUACCUUGAAAAAGCCCAGAAAUCGCGAGCUAGAGCAGCCAAGAAACUCUCCCUCGCCUCUGUGACUGCCGCCGUAUCAGAUAUCGCCGGUGCCGCCAAGACUUUCGUCAACGGUAUAAACGGAGAUGCUACCAAUGGUGUCAAUGGUCAUGCUCAGAACGGUGUUGAGAGCAAGGAAGUUCAAGGUAUUGAACAGUUUGAUUAUGUCUGUUUACACAGUCCCUAUGGUAAACUCGUCCAGAAAGGACACGCUCGUAUGUUCUACAAUGACUACAUCCGAAACCCUUCAUCACCCAAAUUCGCCAACGUGCCCGAGACCAUCUCCGUCGAGAAGACCAAGACAUAUACGGAUAAAGUGGUCGAGAAGACUUUCGUCGGUAUCGCCUCGGAACACUACAAAUCCGCUGUCGUACCAGGAUCAGACUGCGUGGCUAGAUGUGGUAACAUGUACACUGCCUCUUUGUACGGUGCUCUUGCUAGUGUUCUUGCCAGUGCUCCCGAGGGUUUAGAGACCGGUAAACGAAUUGGAAUGUACGCUUUCGGUUCAGGUUGUGCCGCUUCGUUCUACGCUUUGAGAGUUGUCGGAUCCACCAAAGAGAUUGCCGGUAAAUUACAGUUGAAGGAGAGAUUGGCUUCUAUGGAUGUUAGACCUUGUGAAGAAUACGUUACUGCCUUGAAGCUCCGAGAAGAGAACCACAACGCUGUCAAAUACUCACCUCAAGGAUCGAUCGAUAACAUCUGGCCAGGUGCUUACUACUUGGAAGGUGUUGAUGAGUUGUACAGAAGAACUUAUGCCGUUAAACCUGUUGCCUAA